AUGGUGAUGAAGAAAAGGAAGACGAAAGUGACUCAAUUGGGGCGACGAAGUAACACACGAAAAAUGGUGACGAAGAAACGCAGGCGGAAAAGAAACAUCGAGGAUAUAGAGAAUGUUGAGUUGCAGUCGAUACCUUCCACUUCAUCUUUACAGUCUCUAAAUUCAUCGUCAAAAGGAUUAGUGACUAUGCAGAAUAACAGUAAUGGUGAUGAUGUAAUUGGAGACAAUUAUUUUUCUUUUUCUGAGCUUCCUUUGAAUGUGCAGAAGAAAAUUUUGUCUUAUUUGCCUUUGAAAUGUCGUGUACGUUUGGAGCGUGUAUCGAUGACAUGGAAAAGAUUGUUAAACAUAUCAUGGCAGAACAUCACUUUCGCGGACAUCCCAUCGACCGUAACGAAUUCUUUUCAAAUCCGGCCAAUUGAUGACCAUCAUGUUUGUGGCUUCUUACAGAAAUGCGGACGUUAUUUACGCCACAUUGAUUUCUUUAUUCCUCAUGUUAAUAUCGGCAGACAUGUAUUGUUCAGCAUCUGUCAGAGAUGUGUAAACUUGCGCGAAUUACGUUUGAUAACGGAUGUAAAUGGCUGUGCAAUGACAAAUCUGCUCAAAGAGUAUAGCCAUCAGUUGGCCCAACUCCAGUCUCUCAGUAUUAGUUACCAGGCUCAAGAUGAACUCUAUAAUGGGAUGCGUGCUGUGGCACGUUCAAUGACAGAAUUACGUUCUUUUCGUUUGGAUUGUUAUACAAUGCCUGCAAAUGUAUCCGCUUUAUUUCCCAAUAGUCCUCAUAUGAGGAUCUAUUCGCUUUUAUUGAAACAGCCAGCUAAUGUUGGUAUCAGCAGUAGUUCAUCAAUUGGAGGAUCUGCUCUGCAGUAUGAAUGUAAAUAUGUUCGUCCUGAAUUUGUAAUUGACUUCUUUGCUUAUUUGGGGGAUGUGUAUCUCGAGCUUGAACAACUUGAUAUCUCAUUUGAUACCAAUUAUCCAGUAAAUGAAGAGAAAAUAUAUCAUAAUUUACGUAUGAUCGGAACAACGCGUGCAUUAAAACGUUUGAACUUGCGAAUUGCUGCGCUGCUGGAUAACAAUACGGAAUGGUUUGGAACGCGAGCCUUACAAGCGCUUGCCUAUUUUUCGACGCUGACGCACCUAUCGCUAUGGACGUGUGCUCUACCAUUUGAUUUACCGCAGAUAUUGGCGAAAUCACCGUUAGCGAAUAACUUGACAAUGCUUCGGUUAGCCAUUGUUCGCAAUCUUUCAAACAAUAUGUUAUGCGCCAUAUUUCGUGCAUUACCAUCGCUCACUUCAUUUACCUUGAUAUAUAGCGUUGAUGGACGUUUCAUAUGUCCAGCUUGCAUUGAUGUGCUGACUUUUGUGCAGUUAUUUCAGUGUUGUCCUAAGAUAAGCGAACUGGAGCUGCAUGAUUGUGUUACAGUGGAUACUACACGCUUGGUUAUAGCUGCUCAUUCGCAUUUUCAUAAUUCAAGCACUUCCUUAGGAAAUGAUGAUCGUCUAAAAAUAGUGGUCAAAACAAGAGAGCGUAAACGACGCCGUGACUCAUCAAGUAGAUUGUUGCGUUGUUGUACAGAGAUUGAAAGCACGCAAAAUACGACGAUUAUCAAUAUCUACAAAACAUGCUGUCAUCCGAAAAAGUCAUCUCCUGAUCAUCGAUAA
Molecule: messenger RNA, 1659 nt
Organism: Acanthocheilonema viteae
Lineage: Eukaryota; Metazoa; Nematoda; Chromadorea; Rhabditida; Onchocercidae
Source: the annotation of a GenBank genome assembly